AUGGCCAAUUCAGCUUCUGACGGUUUUCCUGACGAUUUUGAGGACACCCUCAUGCAAAUGCUGGAGGACGACUCCGAGAACGCCUCCAACAUGGGCGCUGCUUUACUCUCAACAAAUCCCAGUCUGAAGGCAUUGAUGCCCCCUGUCGACCCAGCCAGCCCCAAUGCUGCAGUCAACCAGCAGCUGGCCACUGUUGCCGAAUCCGUUCUCCAGGACGCAACCACGCAGCUUCCAGUCAAUGCUGUCGAUCCAAUUGGCGCUGACCCAAUUAACUCACUCCCCAUUGUGGCCCAUGAUCCGGACUGCCACAUCAUUGAGCCUCCCGCGGCAUCAAUUGAGAAUGCCCCCAUGGCUACGAACCCUGCUGUUUCCCCUGCGGGCCCUCAGUUCAAUGCGACCAAUGGUACGCAGCUCGUGAACACUCCUGCCGGAUCUCCUGUGAACGUCCCUGUGGCCAUGAAUGGUACCACCGCUCCAGUGGGCCAGGUCAACGUCCCCUAUGGAUUGCAGUACAUCAACGUCCCCACCGGAUCGCCUGAGAACGCCCCCGCAGGCAUGAACUACGCUGCUGCUCCAAUCGGCCCCCAGUACACCAUGCCCUAUGGCGCGCAGCCCAUGGGAACUCCUGAUGGCUCGCCCCAGAACGUCCAAAUGGUCAUGAACUACGGCGCUCCCCCAAUGGGCUACCAUUAUAUCCUGCCCUAUGGUGCUCAGCCCAUCGGCACUAUCGACGGAUCGCCUCAGAACGUCCCCGCCGUCAUGAACUUUGCCCCUACUGCAAACGGGGCCCAGUACUUUACGCCCUACGGUGCGCAGCCCAUGAGUGCCCCUGGCGGAUCGCCCCAGAGCCUUCCCAUGGCCAUCAACCACGGCACUGCACCGAUGGGCUACCAGGCCAAUGCGCCUCGCAACGUGCAGCAAAUGGUGACCCCCACUUCAUCGCCCCAGAAGACCUCCGCGGCCUUGACUCUGCCCCUUACUCCUGCUUCCAAGAAGAAGACAGGUACCACUGUCACCAAGGCCACGGGCCGAAGCCGAGCCAAUGGCACUCGUGUUGCCGCCAGCGUUGUGAGCAACCACGAAGUGUUGAAUAAUGUUCACCUCCCUCUGGCCAUUGCGACCCCUCAGGAUUAUGCGAAGCACGUCUCCCCAUUUUCUCCUGUCGAGCCAUCCGGACCCGAGUCCAAGAAGAGAUCGUUGCGCUCCACCCCUACCGCGGCUCAAUCCAAGAAGCGUGUUCUGGAGUUGACAAAUGAGCGAAGCUACAUGCAGAAGGCUCUUCGUGGUGCCACUACCAUUGACCCAGAGACUGGCAAAACCACCCUGGAAACUUCCCUGGAAUCAAACGCCACCCUCCGUCGUGUCAACACCACUCAGUCCAACGUCAACAAGAAGCUCAAGAAGGAUCUCGCAAGUGAGCGUGAGAAGUUCGUGGAGCUUGCCAAGCAAUACAAUGAGGUGCUGCUCAACCUCCGGUUCGCCGAGCAGGAUAACAUGGAGCUGAAGGCUCAACUUGACAAGAUUCAAUUGGACGCUAUUUUGUAA
Messenger RNA from Penicillium brevicompactum, 1545 nucleotides. RefSeq lists its product as uncharacterized. Lineage: Eukaryota; Fungi; Ascomycota; Eurotiomycetes; Eurotiales; Aspergillaceae. The coding region runs from base 1 to 1545 and encodes 514 amino acids. The transcript has 3 exons. The record is from RefSeq and is a predicted model, not a curated record.